CACGGAGAAUAACACAAGUGAGUCUCCCGCCUCAGGAACCAUACGGCUGAGUGGACUGCAGCCUGCACAGAAACAUGCAUGUGAAAUCUUCAGACACAUUCUAUGUUCUCCUGCUUAUUAUCUCAUCGACAGUGGCCCAGGACUGUUCCCAACCCUGUUCCUGCUCUGCAGCCCCCCCGCCCUGCACGCUGGGCAGCAGCCUGGUGCUGGACGGGUGUGGCUGCUGUAAGGUGUGUGCCCGGCAGCUGGGGGAACCCUGCUCCCUGCUGGAGCCCUGCGACCACCACAAGCAGCUCUACUGCGACUACAGCCUGCUCAGCGACUCUGACACCGGCAUCUGCAUGGCUCAGGAGGGUCAGACAUGUGACCUGGGGGAGGUGGUGUACCGCAGCGGGGAGUCCUUCGAGCCCAGCUGUAAACACCGCUGUGUGUGUAUGAACGGAGAGAUCGGCUGUGUGCCGCUGUGUACCAGUGACUUCCUGCUGCCCUCCCCUGACUGCCCAUACCCACAGCGCAUACACAUCCCCGGGAGGUGCUGUGAGGAGUGGGUGUGUGCGCAGACGCCGCCGGACCAACACUACCAGUCAGUGCUGGCCGGAGCCUCUCAGAUUCUCCCUUUACCCUCUUCAGAUCCACUCUUCAGGCAGGUGUUUCCAAAUGGACCGCAGGCAGAGAGUCCAAGAGAUAACUGUAUAGUCCAGACUACAGAGUGGAGUGAGUGCUCGGCCACCUGUGACAUGGGCGUCUCAUCCCGCAUAACCAACGACAACCAGCGAUGCCAGCUGGAGAGGCAGAGCAGGAUGUGCAUGGUCCGGCCCUGCAACACCCAGCAGGGAAAAGAAAUCAAGAAGGGGAAGAAAUGCAUCCGGACACCAAAGGCCCAGCAUGGGUUUCGCUUCAAGCUGUCGGGCUGCUCCAGCACCAGGGUGUACAAACAAAAGUUCUGUGGUGUCUGCACAGACAAUCGCUGCUGCACGCCACACACCACCAUCACAGCCGAGGUGGAGUUCGAGUGUACAGAGGGAGAAACGUUCACCAAAAAGAUGAUGUUUAUUAAGACCUGCUCGUGCCAUCAUGAAUGUCCACAAGAUAACGACAUCUUCCUGGCGUCCAACACUCGGAGUAUGAUUGGAGACUAUGAUAACGAUAUGUGAUUACGCACACACUCAUUCAGACAUAUAGGUCAGGACUGCACCAUUAUUACACCCGACUGGACCUUACAACUAUACCUAUGCCAAGCCUUCUGUGUAAUCCAGCCUUAAGGUAAUGGGUCAGUACAAAUAAGAUAACAUUUUCUUCUUUCACCUUUGUUUAGUUGAAGUGCAGCUCUUAGGUAGCAAGACUUUAUAAACCGCCUUACAUUAAAGGUACGCAAUUUCAGAGGACAGAUGCACUGACAAAAAAAUGUAAGAUUUCAGAUGCUACAAAUUAGCUUUUUCUCUGCUUCAAUACAUAUAUUAAUCAUCAUAGAGCAGUGGAUGGUGAUGUAUCAAGCGUUUGCGUUGGUACUCCAGAAUCAAAGAAAAGCUCAGGACAAAUAUAAAUAUUUGCUACAAAAUCAUCUAGUCUCAAAGCUCCACCUUCUAGUUUCACAUGAAACAUUGUUGGAUUUUGGCAAAAUCCUUCCACAUCUGUUCAAAAAUACAAUUUUGCAAGGGGUUGUGGACAGUUGGACAAACAUGAUCUGAUGCUAGAGAACAUCUUUGAACAGAGACUGGGGUUUACUAUUUCCGAACAUCACAACCAUCUGUUAUCAUGUGACCUCAGUUUCACACCUAGAUCGCUGAGCUCGUUAGGUAAAUUGACCUUUUAGCUGAUAUUAUUCUGCCUUUUCAAUAUAUCAAAAUUAAUUGACAUUCAUAAAGAUAAAUGUGAUUUUGUUACUAAGAACAGACCAGGAUAAUGCAGCCGUGUUGUUUGGCAUUCUACUGCAUAUAAUGUGCAGACAUGUCUGCAGGAAUAGAUAUUUAAAUAUGAAAACGAGAGCCAAGAGCUUGAUUUUCUUGAUUGUGUCUGUAAACUUGAGAUAAUGCCUUUAAAAAGUAUUUUAUCAAGUCCAAAGUUGUUCACCAUCUUAAAGGAGACAUGUCAUGGCCAUUUCCACCGAUCAUAAUUCCAUUGUUGAGGUCUACUAGAAUAGAUUUAUAUUGUGCAAUUUUCCAAACUCACAUUGGUUUCUCAUACAGCAUCUCUGUCA
Molecule: messenger RNA, 2197 nt
Organism: Gymnodraco acuticeps
Lineage: Eukaryota; Metazoa; Chordata; Actinopteri; Perciformes; Bathydraconidae
Gene: ccn2b
Product: cellular communication network factor 2b
Exons: 5
Coding region: 75-1154 (359 amino acids)
Biological process (GO): cell adhesion; signal transduction
Cellular component (GO): extracellular matrix; extracellular region
Molecular function (GO): heparin binding; integrin binding
Source: RefSeq, a predicted model, not a curated record